AUGGAGGGUUACAUACGUUUAACAGCCGGUGUUUUAGGAAACGCCACAUCCAUGCUCUUAUAUAUGGUUCCCAUUAUCACUUUUAGAAGAGUGUUGAGGAAAAAAUCAACAGAAGACUUCUCAGGCGUGCCAUAUAUCCUAACACUGCUCAACUAUGUGUUCUACACUUUGUAUGGGACGCCAUUGAUAAGCGUUGGGACAGAGAACAUACUUGUGUCUACAGUUAAUGGAGUUGGAAUCAUUCUGGAGUGCUCUUAUAUCUUUAUCUAUCUGCUAUUUGCUCCACCUAAGACCAAGAGAACUACAGGAAUAGUGGUUAUGUCGGCGCUGCUUUUAUUUGGAACAAUACUAGUAGUUUCUGUGUUUGGGUUCCAUUCUCACAAGAGAAAGAAGAUGGUAGUGGGUAUUGCAGCAAUAGCAUCCACUAUUCUUAUGUAUGGAUCACCUCUUUCUGUCAUGAGACUUGUAAUUCGAACAAAGAGCGUGGAAUUCAUGCCAUUCUAUUUAUCAUUAUUCUGUUUUCUAACCAGCAGUUUCUGGUUAAUCUAUGGUGCUUUAGGCCACGACCUGUAUAUCAUGUCUCCCAACUUUUUGGGUGUGCCGUUGAGUGUAGUGCAACUGGUGUUAUACUGUGUAUACAAAAGUGUGCCGUUGAGUGUAGUGCAACUGUUCUAUCUUUCUGUAUUCUUUCUUAUAAGUUUAGUUACUGAAGAAUGA
This is a messenger RNA of Cryptomeria japonica (Japanese cedar), 717 nucleotides long. Its product is annotated as bidirectional sugar transporter SWEET3b-like. The transcript is spliced from 7 exons. NCBI's taxonomy places the organism in Eukaryota, Viridiplantae, Streptophyta, Pinopsida, Cupressales, Cupressaceae. Bases 1 to 717 code for a protein of 238 amino acids. Gene Ontology annotation, molecular function: sugar transmembrane transporter activity. Gene Ontology annotation, biological process: carbohydrate transport. The record is from RefSeq and is a predicted model, not a curated record. Gene Ontology annotation, cellular component: membrane.